Messenger RNA from Solanum tuberosum (potato), 2801 nucleotides. RefSeq names its product F-box/LRR-repeat protein 3. The transcript has 7 exons. Gene Ontology annotation, cellular component: SCF ubiquitin ligase complex. Lineage: Eukaryota; Viridiplantae; Streptophyta; Magnoliopsida; Solanales; Solanaceae. Gene Ontology annotation, molecular function: protein binding. The coding region runs from base 568 to 2493 and encodes 641 amino acids. The record is from RefSeq and is a predicted model, not a curated record. Gene Ontology annotation, biological process: SCF-dependent proteasomal ubiquitin-dependent protein catabolic process.
AUCCCAGAGUUUACAGAUCACUUAUCAAUGAAAAUGCAUCUCCAGCACCAUUCCACUUAUCUUCCCAAUAUCAACAAUCCUUUCUUUCUCUCUCUCUCACACACACUACUUGUCUUCUUUAACCUAUGUCACACCUGUCGUCAUAGCACCUCGGAAUUUCCGAUACCCACCUGAAAAACAUCGCCGGAGAAUUAGGCAUCUACCAUGAUCAUCUUUGUCUGCAUGACCCGGUUUGGUCUUUCUUGUACUCUUUCUUUUUCCACCCUUCAACCCCUUCUCAACGCUCGUCUCCUCUUCCUCUUUGUCCCGACAUAAUACAGUUACAACCCUUUUCUUUUCUUGUAGUUUUUGGUGGGAAGAAGAAGAUCCGAACAGAAAGUAUUGACUAGUUGAGUUUUUUUUUUGUUUUUUUACAGAGUAUUCAAGAUUUGUAUGUCAGCGUAUUGAAUGUUAAACGGAUUCAAAUGGGCUUAAAGGAGUAGUUAGAAUUCAUUUAAUUUACCCAAGAAACUUGGAAUUGAGGUUUAGUACAAGUAGUUUUUGUUGUUGUUGUUUCUUAUAGUUUUCAUGGAUUCUGCUCUGUUUGUUCUUAACGAGGAUCUUCUUAUCAGAAUUCUUUCCUUCAUUACCCAUGAUUCCGACCGCAAAGCUUUCCGUUUGGUUUGUAAAGCAUUCCUCCGGGUUGACUCUUUCCACCGUACCCAUCUCCGGAUCCUUCGUCCUGAGUUCAUUACAACCCUUUUCUCCAAAUUCCCACGUAUUUACUCCCUUGACCUUUCCGUUUGCCCCCAAAUUAAUGACGGAGCUGUUUCCAUGCUGGUGGGUUAUGGGUUGCCGGAUUGGAGUAGGAGGUUGAGGAGGUUGGUGCUGAGUCGAACCACUGGGUUGAAAUCAGCCGGGUUAGAGAUUCUUAUGAAGUCUUGUCCUGUUUUGGAGUCUAUUGACGUGUCUUACUGCUGGGGUUUUGGUGAUAGGGAAGCUGCGGCUUUAUCUUUUGGUGGGUCUUUAAGGGAUGUAAAGCUCGACAGGUGUUUGGGUCUUACUGAUGUUGGUUUGGCAAAAGUAGCAAUUGGGUGUCAAUGCCUAGAGAAACUUAGCUUGAUGUGGUGUAUUGAAAUUACUGAUCUUGGGAUUGAUUUUCUGUCCAAGAAAUGUACACAACUGAAGCAGCUUGACAUUUCAUAUUUAAAGGUUACUAGUGUGUCACUGCAUUCUAUAAGCAGUAUGGAGAAGUUGGAGCUUUUGGCUAUGGUUGGGUGCGGCAUUGUGGACGAUGAAGGACUACAUUAUCUUGGAAAAGGGUGUCCUUCGCUUCAGGCACUGGAUGUAUCAAGGUGUGACAGACUAAGCUCAUCUGCCUUAGCUUUCUUGAUUAAUGGACAUCCUUCAAUGCUACAAGUCUACGCUAGUCACUGUUUCCAUGAGUUUCCUACUAAAGUCAUCCAAGGGCUGAAGGACCUAAAGAAUCUGAAAAAGCUCAUACUUGAUGGAGCACCGGUUUCUGAAUCAUUCUUCAAGAUCAUUAAUUUCAAUUGCAAAUAUUUGGUCGAAAUAGGGCUUGGAAAAUGCAAAGGAGUGACUGACAAGGGCAUUCUCCAGCUGGUAUCAGGGGGUGUUAAUUUAAAUAUCUUGAAUCUCACAUGCUGUAGCGAACUUACCGAUAAUGCAAUAUCAGCUAUAACAGAUUCUUGCCGGAGUGUUUUGUGCCUCAAGUUGGAGUGCUGCAACUUACUCACAGAGAAGAGCCUAUAUCACCUGGGAUUACAUUGUUCCUUACUUGAGGAGCUUGAUCUUACUGAUUGUUUUGGAGUCAAUGACACUGGACUUUAUUACCUGUCUAAAUGUACAAAGCUUAUAUGCCUAAAGUUGGGAUUAUGUACUAACAUUACUGACAAGGGACUGUACUGUGUGGCUAGAAAUUGCAGCGAGAUUCGUGAACUUGAUCUAUACCGGUGCCAAGGAAUUGGUGAUGAUGGACUCUAUGCUUUAUCAAGUGGUUGCAAAAGAAUGCAGAAGUUAAAUUUGUCUUAUUGCAGUGAGGUUACUGAUAGAGGAAUUGAGUGUCUCGGCCAUCUACCAGAGCUCUCUGACCUCGAGAUGCGGAGUCUUUUGAAUGUCACAGGCACUGGUUUAACAGCACUUGCUACGGGAUGCAAGAGACUUGCUGAAUUGGAUGUGAAAGACUGUACUAGCAUUGAUGAUUCAGGUUUCAUGGCGCUUGCUUAUUACUCUAGGAAUUUGCAACAGAUUAAUCUGAGUCAUUGUGCAAUCUCGGAUGUGGGCCUGUGCAUGGUGAUGGGGAACUUGACACGGUUGCAGGAUGCCAAGCUCGUAAACCUUUACAACGUGUCAACCAAUGGCUUUGAGGUUGCUCUUCGGGCUUCCCGUGUUCGGCUGAAAAAAGUUAAGUUGAUUGCCUCCCUGAGACUACAUCUUACGCCGGACGUAGUUAAGACAUUGAAGGCAAGAGGUUGCAGGAUUAGGUGGGAUUAAAAGGUACAAUAUCCCAACAGUACAUGCCAAUGUGUGUUACCAUACCCCCCCACUUACAUGAAUGGGGUACUACCAAUACAUUUGAGCUGUUGAACCUAAAACUUCUCCCAUUACAUCAGUAAGCAGAAAUUUUCCAUCAUGUUGUUUUUGUAAGUCCACCGAAGAGAUUUUGCGCGACUCUUCACUUGUGUGGACUCAUUGUAUAAACUUCUUAUGUACCUUUGCAGUCUGGAGAUCAACUAUAUGAAUGAUAAAACAUCAUAUCAGAGGAUCUCUAAAGUUAAUGGCAGAGAAUAUCUUCUUAUUAA